This is a messenger RNA of Rodentolepis nana, 3243 nucleotides long. Lineage: Eukaryota; Metazoa; Platyhelminthes; Cestoda; Cyclophyllidea; Hymenolepididae. The record is from the annotation of a GenBank genome assembly.
AUGGGCAAAUCUAAAGGUCAUGAGUUGAAGAAGUUCUACGGGAAAUUGGGAUUUAAUUAUGAGCAAAACAAGUACGAUACGAUAAUCGGUUUCUCACAUGUCGUAUCUGUGAUUGCGAAAGAGCUGUGUGACAUUUACAAAUUGAAUUUCCUCGUGAACGAAAUUCCUUCAAACUCACCCAGUGGAGACGAAACUUCUAAAUUCAAACAAUCGUUUCUAAUUGAAUUUUCAGAUUUCCUUAGGGAGUAUGGAUUUCCUUAUCUGGAGCUUAUUCAAGGAGAUAUCUCUACAAGAUUUGCUUCUCCAAAACAUAGGGCGAUUAUUUUAAAAUUCCUUUGUGCUGAGCUUGUUGUGGCCCGCAAAAUGUGCAAAGAAAGACCACAGAGUGGAAACCAGUCAGAUCAUUCACAGAUAACCUCAGAUAUUUCUGAGCAUUUUUCCAGAGCUUGUCAUGCUCUUGGCUUACACCAAACCUCGUUUGGUUCAGAUGUCAAGACACUAUUUGCUACUCUCUUCGAGUCGUAUCUUUAUUGCUUCUACUUCCAGACCUCCAAGGCUCUAAAGUCUGCUCCUCCCAAUUAUAUUGGCAAGCCAAUGCUCCCGAUAACCGGUCUCUCAGACGAUCAGUGGACAAAGAUUUGUCACAUCGGGCAAGUCCUUGACACAGAGUACACCAGUCGUCGGGAGACCCUUAUCAAACGUGCAGAUUGCACUGUUCAAAGCUUCAAAUGGUCCGAUUGUGGAAAAACAAAAAUGGAAGAGAUUGAACGUACGUAUAAUCCUCUUCGUGGAGCAAUGAAACUUCGUCCCUGGCUUAAUAUGAUACCCCACAUCUUAGCAGCUCGUGACGUCCAACUACUCCGUUUGGAGAAGACUUCCAGUGGAUUGGCACGAGAGUUCACUUCCACCCCACUUAAUCGCAUCCUGAUGUCCGAAAAAGUGCCUGAUCGAGGUGGAAGAGCUUGGGAGAUUGAAGCGCCUCCUCCAGAAAUGCCUUCCUUUAAAAAACGACAAGCUGGGGGUGGACGUGGUGGUGCAGGCAAGUCUUGGUUAUUUAAGUUGCUUAGUAGACGCGGAUAUUGCCUUUCUUCACUAAUCGGAUUGAAUGUGUCUCUGGCAAUCAGCCCUUAUCGGGGAAAUCGUGGCAGUCGUGGUGGUGGGCGCGGUGGCGGCCGAGGUGGUGGUCGAGGCGGAGACGGCGUAGGAGGUGGACGCGGUGGAUUUUCUGUCAAUGAUUCCUUUGGUAAUGUUAGUGGCAGCAGUGAUUCACGUCCUCAAACAGGCAUCUCCUUUGAGCGCCAAGAUGAUCUCAUGCGAAGUCCUGGUGACAUUGUCUUCCAGAUGAAUUAUCUAAUCACUCCGUUUACUAUUUCCCUUCUGGUGGUUCUCUCUUUAUCUGCUCCAGCAAAAUUAUCGAGCAGCCAUUCGGCACUUGAUCAAAGGAUCAAAAUAAUUGAACUUCACUCGACAAAUCUCCUUGGUGAACGUUCGUGGAGGUAUGAUUCGAACAAAGAGCAUCCAGUUUUAUUUAAAGUCACUCUGCUUGAAACCAACUUUGUAGAACUCGAUCCUACUUGUUUAAACAGUUCGUAUGUCGCUAUUACGGAUUCAAAUAAUGCCUCUGUUACAUAUUGUACUUAUUUGAAAAACCGAGAACUGAGAAUCUUUUCGGCAAAUUUAGAGAUUGAAAUUGUUUCUUCUGACAAGAGCCUUGAAGAUCAAUAUGUAAAAUUCUCAUAUGAAAUUAUUGAUGUGGGAACGCAACUGAUUUCACCGCUAUGCAGUCAUAUUAAGGAAGAACAUCGUAAAUUUUGGCCGUGUAAAACACAAUUUUACUCAGACAACCUCUCAGAUAUAGUCUGUAUUCCUUCUAUGCAAAUUUGUGAUGGCAUAAUACAAUGUCCAGGGAGUGAAGACGAAGAUGUCAAUAUGUGUGAUGCUUUGAAGCUAAAGAAGUUCAAACUUCCACCACUGAGAUAUGAAGAACCCAUUGGGCCCGUGGGUAACGAAGCUUGUCCCAGUAAUGCGUUCUACUGUCAUAACGACGCCAAAUGCAUAACCCCCGCUAAUGUAUGCAAUGGAGUACAAGAUUGUCUUGGAAACAUGGAUGAAUCACCAAUCGCAUGUGACUGGAAGAAAAAGAAAUCUGAUAUCCCCAAGUGUAAUGGCACAAAUGUGAAUGAAACAUCGAUAUCUUGCAUCAAGGAUUUCAAGAUUCUAUGUCCAGCAGAAAAUAUCUGUUUACCCGCCAGUGUUGUCUGUAAUGGAAUAAUCGAUUGUUCUGAUGGAUACGAUGAAGGUCCACAAGCUUGUAAAGCAAUUGGAGAUUUGGGACAGCAGUUGAUUGAGGAGCAACCAAAAGAUGAUAUUUCAAUGUCUACAGAUGGAAACCUUUCAAAGAUUCCUUAUGAAGAAAAAAUCGACAAAAUAACAACUGGCGCUACUGAAAUUUCUCCACUCCCAUCAACUAAUUACCCUGUUUCUACCUUAAAUCAGGCUGAAGUCCCUAAAACUAUAUCUUCAAACGCCUCAGUUACUCAAGAAGAAAGAACUUCUGAAUCUGCAGAAGUUUCUUUAAGUAAGGUUGACAAAGUUAAUGAAUCAAAGGAGCAUUCCUAUCUAGAAAUAGAUACUACUCAUGAGCAUAACCAAGACACAUUUACUACGCCUACUAGCGAAACUUCGACUGAUUAUAAUAUUGCAACGAACAUUUUAGUCGAAAGUCUUACCACUGGAUCCAAUGAAAUCCUUGCGGACAUUGGUCCAAGAUUGGGAAAUGCUUCGUGGACUGCUAUAAAUGGGGGUUCAGAGGUUCCAUCUAGUGAGUUAAAGGCAGAAACCGAGAUUUUUCAAUAUUCUGUUAAAAACAGUGAAUUCUCAACAGUAUUUCCUGAAAAAUCCAAUCAGGCUAUGCAAUUGAUGGAACCAAUUUCAGAACCGGAAGGAAUAAAUCUUGAAUCAACUUCAGAGUUGCCUUCUGAAUUAACGGAUUCAACGACGAUUGAACCAGAAGAGCUAAAUUUGAAGAAAUUGGCUACCUUUACAAGUGAUGAAGGUGAGAUUGUCUUUCCACCUCUCUGGAUUGCUCGUGUUUCCAGUGGUUUUACCUUUCUCUGCUAUGGAAUCCUUCUGGACUUAAAGAGCACUUCUAGAUGGGUUCUUAUCCCAUCUUCAUGUGGACAGUAUUUGGAACCUUCUAGAAUGAGAGUCCACUUUGGAGCAGGAAUCGAUAAAUAUGAGUGA